UAUUGUGUUCAUCAUCUGCUGCUUCUGCCCCUGUUGCUGCAUCUAUAAAAUGUGCAGGAAAUCCAGACCUGUGGCAGGAGCGCAUGUAACUACAGUCACAAAUACACAUUUCAUUCAGCAGCAGCCUGUAAUGCAGGGGGCCCAGUGCCCACAAUACCAACCAAUGCCGACUCAUCCGGGUUACGGUCAGCCAAUGCAGACGGGACCAUAUCAGGGACAGCCAUAUGCACCAGGACCCCCACCCUCAUGUCAAGUGGCCUUGAGUCCUGGAUAUCCCACUAGUCAGAGUGCAUAUGACGGAGGCCAGGCCAUGUACCCCAUGCAGCCGCCUGCCCAGCCGGGUGUCGCUUAUAUGCCUUCAGAGACAUCGAAUCAGCUGGCCUACAACCCCGCCUACGUGCAGCCACCAAACAUCGGUUACUAAACUGCAACCGUCUGUCACAUCAGACAUUGCUGGAUUGUGGAGGUUGACGCACUUUCGCGAGGCAGUAAGAAUGUGCCCAAUUUAAUGUGGAUUAUAAAAGACUAGUGGAUGUGUUAUAGUCAGGGUUAUUACAGUUUUUUUUUUUUAAAGGUGUAGUGUGUAAAUUUUAGCGGCAUCUAGCGGUGAGAUUGCGAAUUGCAACCAAUGGCUCAGUCCCCCGCUCACCCCUCCCUUUAGAGAAGCUACUGUGGCUGAUACAGGACUAAGAUGUCGUCGGUAAAGACAGCAGAGAGCAAUGAGAUUUCUUUACAAAGGUAAAUUAAGGAAUUAUAUUUACUUAA
Molecule: messenger RNA, 765 nt
Organism: Sinocyclocheilus anshuiensis
Lineage: Eukaryota; Metazoa; Chordata; Actinopteri; Cypriniformes; Cyprinidae
Product: protein shisa-5-like
Exons: 3
Coding region: 50-424 (124 amino acids)
Source: RefSeq, a predicted model, not a curated record